CGCAAAUAAUUAGUUGAUGCCCGGCUGAUUCCAAUCAGCACCCUUGUGAACUCUCGCUCCAAGUUAGGGUUGGCAACGGGGCUUGGUGGGAGUGGACAUUACUAUCCCGUCCCCGAUUCACCCAUCCCUAUCCAUCCCAAUUCCAGUCCUGACCCAAUCUCCGCCGGAGAUUUCUUUUUACUCUCCAUCUCCAUUCCAAAUGGAAAACAAGAAAAAUUAUUUAAUGUCUUUGAGGCACUGCGUGGUGAUGUCUCAACCAUAAAUUUGUGUGGUCUCCGGUACAAAAUGUGUGUGGAGUCCAGACAAACGUGAUGUGAUAGAAAAGAGUUUGGGGCACUAUCACCGCCAUGUGAUGACCAGCAAUAUUGAAUAAUUGCUCGAAAAAACCCAACGAGAUCCCGCAGGAAAUGAGGAUCCAAACGUUUUAAAAAAGUUUGGAACACCGCUACGCAGUGACCAAAGACAUUGAAGGAUUACUUGGGAAACGGGAUCCCGCGGGGAUUGGGGGAUCCAAACGUUUAAAAAAAGUAAGCUGUGUAGUAGAGUACGUGAAUGCAACUUCAACCUCAUCUUGUGUCGAUAACCUGUUUGACGAAAAGCCCAACUGAUCUUCCACUCGAUUUCAUCCCUACACUGUAUUCGUCUCUCGAAAGGGGGUAAGAAUCUAGCCAUGGAAAUCGGCCACUGCUACCUAGACGGCAACCCCGACGCCGUGGAGUUCUGUCCCCAUGACUCGUUCCGCCGCGUCCUCGCCGCCUCGACGUACACGCUACAAGAGGGUGAUCGUCCGAAUCGAUCCGGAAGCAUAUCGCUCUUCAACGUAGACGCCGAAGCUCCACGCCUCCAGCUGUUCCAUCGUGUGGAAACGGCGGGCAUUUUUGAUAUCAAGUGGAGUCCUGGCGGAACCGGUGCUGCCCCCUUGCUCGCUCAAGCCGAUGCCGAUGGGUACUUGAGGGUUCAUCGCCUCGAUUGCUGUUCGGAUGGGUUGGAAGAUAGAGAACAAUUGGAUACUCUGCCUGAUGAGGGGAAUUUUCUGAAAGAGGUCAGUGGUGAACAGGUGAGUUCCUCAAUGUGCCUAUGCUUGGACUGGAAUCCCUCAGCUACGUCCAUCUCUGUGGGCCUUUCAGAUGGUUCACUAUCAAUAAUCUCGCUUAUGGAGUCCAAACUAGAUAUCCAACAAGAAUGGAAAGCACAUGAAUUUGAACUUUGGGCUGCAUCUUUUGAUAUACACCAACCACAACUAGUAUACUCUGGCUCGGAUGACUGCAAAUUCAGCUGUUGGGAUUUGCGGGACUGUCCGUCAAAUUUGGUAUUCCAGAAUUCCAAGAUCCAUAAGAUGGGUGUAUGUUGCAUUACAAAGAGUCCUAGUGACCCUCAUACGUUAUUCACCGGCAGUUACGACGAGUACCUAAGAGUAUGGGAUGUGAGAUCAAUAUCUAAGCCCGUAAAUGAAACAUCAAUUUGUUUAGGCGGAGGAGUUUGGAGAAUUAAGCACCACCCCUUUAUUCCAGGCUUGUUAUUGGCUGCUUGUAUGCACAAUGGCUUUGCAGUUGUCAAGAUUGAAGGAGAAAAAGCAGAGGUUAUUGAAACUUAUAAUAAGCAUGGAUCACUUGCAUAUGGAGCAGAUUGGCAGAGAGGCCAGGUUUGUCUAGAAGGCAAAAGGAAGAGUGGUGUGAUAGCUACUUGUUCAUUUUAUGACCGUCUUCUUCGAGUAUGGAUGCUGGGAAGUGGUUUAGCUAUCUAAAUUGGUGUAGUGUUGAAUCUUCCUAUUCGGUGACCAUAUGGGGCUCUCUGUGUUGCGUUACUUCAAGCCAAGAAGAGGCAAUGGCGGAUUCCGGGGAAGGUCUUUGUUGUUUCUAUUUUUCAUUCAUGCUGUAAAUUAGCUACUGAUGCAGGGAAGCGUGUAAGCUUGGAAUGCCUAAAGUGGUACUCCUCCUCUUUGGCUACUGCAUCAGCUACUAUAUACAUUCCUAGGGACAAAAGAAAAGUUGUCCAAGAUUCCGUGCUUAAGUUGUAUGUGUUGUUAAAUGCUGAAGCUAUUGUUAGUGAUACAUUGUUACUGGGAAUGAAUGCAUGUUUUAGUGCGUUUUGUC
Rhododendron vialii is the source of this 2093-nucleotide messenger RNA. RefSeq lists its product as uncharacterized. The record is from RefSeq and is a predicted model, not a curated record. The transcript is spliced from 2 exons. Gene Ontology annotation, molecular function: protein binding. NCBI's taxonomy places the organism in Eukaryota, Viridiplantae, Streptophyta, Magnoliopsida, Ericales, Ericaceae. The coding region runs from base 671 to 1744 and encodes 357 amino acids.